CAUUAUCAGUUCAACAAUCAAAAGUCUCUAAAUUUCUUUUCUACUUUCUUAUUUUCAAUCUUCCAACCAAAAGAAAAUGGCAUUGCUCAGCGCUAAGAAACUCAUCGAGAUGGCCAGGAAAUGGCAGAAGUUUGCCGCUAUGCAAAGGAAGAGGAUUUCAUUUCCAAGAAAUGGUAGUGAUGCAGACAGUUGCAGUACAUCUUCAUCCUCUAUAGUUGAGAAAGGCCAUUUUGUAGUUUAUACAGCUGAUCAAUCCCGCUUUGUCGUUCCAUUGGUUUACCUUGAAAAUGAGUUCAUUAGGCAACUUUUAAGCAUGUCCGAAGAGGAGUUUGGGUUGCCAAGUGGUGGCCCUAUUACAUUACCCUGUGAUUCAACCUUCAUGAGCUACAUUAUUUCGCUAAUCAAGAAAGGUGUAGCUGCUGGAGAUCUUCACAAAGCUUUGCUCCUCUUGAUUCCUUCAUGCUGCUGUUCAAUUUCUUCUAUGCACCAAGAGAGUGGAAACUGGCAGCUUCUUGUUUAUUGAGUCAAGGCCAACAUUCUUUCUGUAAAUGCUAGCUCAGAAAUAGUUUUUAGAGAGACUGACAUUUAAGAGUACACAAUUGUUAAACACAUCAUACAAAUUGAAUACUAUUUUUUUUGAAAACUCACCAUAUUCAUGAGUCGUGGCUUUCACUUUUCAAUUUGGUUAUGAGAAGUCCUAAACGUCUUAUGUUGGAUUUCGGCACCUCCUUGAUAGAAGAAGGACAAGAUGAUAUGAAAAUUUGACGCUGAGUAGAUCAAUCAAUUAACACUAAUUCAGCUGUC
This is a messenger RNA of Solanum stenotomum, 804 nucleotides long. Its product is annotated as auxin-responsive protein SAUR68-like. The transcript has a single exon. The record is from RefSeq and is a predicted model, not a curated record. The coding region runs from base 77 to 523 and encodes 148 amino acids. Lineage: Eukaryota; Viridiplantae; Streptophyta; Magnoliopsida; Solanales; Solanaceae. Gene Ontology annotation, biological process: response to auxin.